AUGCUGAAGAAGAAGACCUUGGCGCCUGCCUUCUUCUGGAACUUUUCCCCGACCACCACGCCUGAACUGUCCCCAACCUCGUCGGACAGUGACUCCGACGAGGAUAUGGAUUCUUCUGGCUCCCGACCGGUCAGCCUGGCCGUUCCGGCGGGAGCCUUUUGUCCGAUGCGCCCGACUCUGAACGAUGUAUUGGCAAAUACCGCCCCGCCCCCAUAUACCCUGAGCGCCUUCAUGGCCUACCUCUCUCAAAAUCACUGUCUCGAGACCCUCGAAUUCACCAUGGAGGCGAAGCGCUACCGUGAAACAUAUACCGCGCUGGUCGAUCGACUGGGCCCCACCGCCGUGACAACCAAUACUACCGAAGCUCAACACUUGCAGAUGUUAUGGCAGCGAUUGUUAAUGGCGUAUAUCUACCCCGGUGCACCCCGAGAGAUCAACCUCUCCAGUGAAGUCCGGGAUCCUCUUCUCAACUAUACCGAGGGCUCUAUUCCGCCAGUUCCCGAGACUCUUGACUCCGCUGUCAAGCGUAUCCACGAACUGAUGGAGGAGUCAAUCUUCCUUCCCUUUCUUAACAGCCACACCACCUCUCCGUCCGUGUAUCCCACUGAGCCACCCUUCCCUGCCGAUGAAUUGAACCUGUCCACUACAAGCCUGGACGAGCACCCAAUGAAGCGAGUACUUUCUCGAGCAAAGCGUAUCUCGCCCCAAUCAUCGACAAAGGAUCUCCCCGGAACCCUGAGCCGUGGAACGAACUCCCUCGGUGCGUUACAUGCUAUCAGCAAACGUACUUCGGGUGCUCUCCUCAGUACGAGCAGCGACCUCAUUGGUGCAGCCUUAACCGACGACUCAAGCCCCUUGUCUAGUCCGACAGCAGAGGAACCCAUGACACCACCUACCACCCCUCCAGCCAGCGAACCUCAUCUUCCCAUGCACAGCCCCAAGCUGCGUACCGAAAACCCCUGGAAGAAGAUGGGUAUGAAGCUGGGCUUCAAAAAGCGGUCCGGUGGUGCUGGUACUACUCGUGAUCCUAAAAUUCUUGGUCUAGACGACUAA
Penicillium angulare is the source of this 1053-nucleotide messenger RNA. Its product is annotated as regulator of G-protein signaling domain-containing protein. NCBI's taxonomy places the organism in Eukaryota, Fungi, Ascomycota, Eurotiomycetes, Eurotiales, Aspergillaceae. The record is from RefSeq and is a predicted model, not a curated record. The coding region runs from base 1 to 1053 and encodes 350 amino acids. The transcript has a single exon.